AUGGCACAAGUCUCAUUUGCACCUGCUAUAGCAAGCCCGAAACGGCACUAUUCCCUGUUCAACCGUAUAAAAGCCCUCCUUACUUCCAAAUCAAAAACAUCCUCGCAGCAGACUGAACGCCAAAUUGAAGACUACCGUUUGGGUUACCCACAACUCUCCGCCCUUAUCGCCGCAGACAGCUGCUUCCACAUUUGCCGUCGUUUCUCCACACUACGCGCCCGACUCCUGCUACUCAAGCAGGACAAGAUAUCUUUCCUUGAGCAGCAGCUUGAAACCACCGAUCACGAUGAGCAAGCCCCACUAUUCCUCAGUUGCAGCCGGCUGGAUCAAAACAGUAAAAGACUUGCCUUGUUGUCUGAAAUCGACGCAAGAUUAGCAGAUUACGAUGCAUUUGUCAAACGAGGAAAAGACAUUCUAGCUUUCGACAAAGCACCCAACCGCAGCAUCCAGAGUCUGAGAAACUUUAUCGCCAACACUGCGUGCCUCGGUCGCAACGAACGCGAAUACUUGGCCCAGGAGCGUGAUCUGAUGACGCUGGGCCCGGAGAAGGAGUCUGGUGUGGAAGCGUUGGAGUACUGCAUCGAGGACUGCAUUGUAUCCGUCAUUGACCGGUUUAAAAAGGGUCCGAAAAGAUGCAUCUCCCGCGACCCUAAUAUCUUCAUCUUCAACGUCUCACACAGCGCGACCAUAACCCGCUUUCUCGUUGCGUGUAUCGUCGUCGCUGUCCUGCUUGCACCGGUUCUUCUCUGCAGCUUACUAGAGGGAGAGAAGAGUCGUAUGAUGGUUGUUGUUUUUGCAACUGUGCUCGUGGUUGCCAUGUUGUCGAUGCUGGGCAAGACAAAUACGGUGUCGCUUUUCAUCGCUGGUACUGCAUAUGCAACAGUGCUAGUGGUAUUUGUAUCGGAGCAAUAG
This is a messenger RNA of Bipolaris oryzae ATCC 44560, 912 nucleotides long. RefSeq lists its product as uncharacterized. Bases 1 to 912 code for a protein of 303 amino acids. The transcript is spliced from 6 exons. The record is from RefSeq and is a predicted model, not a curated record. Lineage: Eukaryota; Fungi; Ascomycota; Dothideomycetes; Pleosporales; Pleosporaceae.